Molecule: messenger RNA, 6187 nt
Organism: Crotalus tigris (Tiger rattlesnake)
Lineage: Eukaryota; Metazoa; Chordata; Lepidosauria; Squamata; Viperidae
Gene: TYRP1
Product: tyrosinase related protein 1
Exons: 8
Coding region: 253-1836 (527 amino acids)
Biological process (GO): melanosome organization; melanocyte differentiation
Cellular component (GO): melanosome
Molecular function (GO): oxidoreductase activity
Source: RefSeq, a predicted model, not a curated record
GGUUGUGCCAAACCAAAUAGUUGGCAAGGCCAGGAUUAGAAAGCAGAUUAUCCCAAACAAUUAGCACUGCUUGGUUCGGGAAUAAAGAAACAAGGGGAAAACAGGGGAAUGAAAGGAAAAUUCUACCCAGAAGGGCUCAAGACAUCUGUAAAUAAAAAAGAGCCCCUUUUCCUACAAAGAAAUUAAGAGAAUAUCCCAAAUACCUAGAGACACAACCUUAGAGCUUUGCUUUGGUGGGAUCUGAAAGUUACUAUGCAUCUUGCAAUAGCGUUACUCCUCCUGUUGGAAGCAAUUAAUGCUCAGUUUCCCCGAGAAUGUACUACAGUGGAUGCACUGAUCCAAGGUGAAUGUUGCCCAGACCUGUCUCCCGGAGUGGUUCCUGGUUCAGAUCGCUGUGGCUCAUCUUCUGGAAGAGGGCAGUGUGUACAAGUGAUAGCAGAUUCCCGACCCCAUGGACCUCAAUAUAUGCACGAUGGUCAAGAUGACCGUGAGCAGUGGCCUCUUCGUUUCUUCAACCGAACUUGUCGGUGCAACCACAAUUUUUAUGGAUACAACUGUGGCUCGUGUCGACCUGGCAGGACUGGUCCCACCUGUGAUCAGCAGAUUAAUAUAGUUAGACAAAAUCUUCUGGACUUCAGUAGUGAAGAAAGGAGAGAAUUUCUAAGAGUCUUACAGCAAGCCAAAACAACAACACACCCUGACUUUAUGAUCGCAACAAGGAGACAUGAGGAGAUCUUGGGUCCUGAUGGCAAUAUUCCACAAUUUGAAAAUGUGUCCAUUUAUAACUAUUUUGUGUGGUCUCAUUAUUACUCGGUCAGAAAAACUUAUCUUGGGCCUGGACAACAAAGUUUUGGUGGAGUAGAUUUCUCCCAUGAAGGACCAGCAUUUCUCACCUGGCACAGAUAUCACCUGCUACAACUGGAAAGAGAUAUUCAGGAUAUGCUACAGGAUCCUUCUUUUGCCCUUCCUUAUUGGAACUUUGCCACAGGUAGGAACAGCUGUGACAUCUGUACAGAUGAUCUCAUGGGAUCCAGAAGCAGCUUUGAUGACUCUCUUAUCAGCCCCAACUCAAUCUUCUCCCAGUGGCGCAUCUUGUGUGAGGCUAUUGAAGACUACGAUGUAUUGGGAACCAUUUGCAACAGCACAGAAGGUGGUCCAAUUAGACGCAAUCCAGCUGGAAACGUAGCCCGUCCCAUGGUGCAGCGCCUUCCAGAGCCUCAGGAUGUUGCUCUUUGCUUAGAAGUCGGAUUCUUUGACACGCCUCCAUUCUACUCCAAUUCAGCAGACAGUUUCCGUAACACCAUAGAAGGCUACAGCAAUCCUUCAGGAAAGUAUGAUCCAGCAGUGCGAAGCCUUCACAAUCUGGCUCAUCUCUUUUUGAAUGGAACUGGAGGGCAAACUCAUUUAUCCCCAAAUGACCCCAUUUUUGUCCUCCUCCACACGUUUACAGAUGCUGUUUUUGAUGAAUGGCUGAGAAGGCAUAAUCCUGAUAACUCAACAUACCCACUAGAAAAUGCCCCCAUUGGACACAACAGACAGUACAAUAUGGUACCAUUUUGGCCUCCUGUAACCAACGAUGAGAUGUUUGUUACAGCACCAGAAAACCUGGGCUACAGUUAUGAAGUUCAGUGGCCAUCUCCAGCUCUCCAUGUGACUGAAAUCAUAACGAUUGCAAUAGUUGCUGCUUUGAUCCUGGUUGCAAUUAUAUUUGCGGCUGCCUCUUGUAUUGUAUAUUCUAAGAGACAGGAGGAACAUCAGCCACUUCUCACGGAUCAUCAUCUGACAUAUUCAGAUGAUUAUGACAGCAUUCCAACUCCGAGGCAGUCAAAUGUGUGAAGAUAAGUGACUUAUCUGCAUUUGAUGGCAUCUGUUGUGUCUGAUGCAAGCUUUCAAAAAAGCACAUUUCAGAGUGAGAAAAAUCUUCCUUUAUUAGUAUUUAUAUCUCAAAUCCAUAUUCUUUCUUAGACCGGUUCAACGUUUCUGCUGAUUUCACCCACUUCAAUCCUGUUCUAAUCUACAGUAUGUUCACAUUAUAAAAGACUAACAAUGAAUAUUUUACAGAAGAUAAAGUAGUUAUUAAGUGUGUAUUAACUGCUUUUAUGUGGAAGAUGGUGCAAAAAUUAAGUUUAUGCUGAUCUUGUUCUGAGAGCCAGUUUGAUGUAGUAGUGAAAGCAUCUGGCUAGAAACCAGAUCAUGAGUUCUAAUCCCAAUUUAGGCAUUAAGUUAGCUGGCUGACCUUCGUCAGUCACUCUCUCUUAGCCCUAGGAAGAAGGCAAUGGCAAACCACUUCUGAAAACCUUGCCAAGAAAACUUCAGAGACUUGUCUAGGCAGUCUCUGAAUUGGCCAUGAUUGAACAGAAGGAAAAAAAAAAACUUGUGGUAAGAUAUCACAAAAUACUACUAGCACCAAGGGAAAAGCUAUCCUGUUUUUUAGGAUUCAGUCACGAGUUAGUUUCUCUCUGUACACCUCAAUAGCAAGCUAAUUCUAGCAUCUCAGCAACCUAUAUCUAUGUGCUUUUCUGGAACUAUGUUUAUAUUGAGAUAUGCCCAAAUAAGGCUCUGAGCAUUUUUGGGAAAGAUUCCCUCAAAGAGAUAUUAAUAUUGUAACUCCUGAAUCCCAAAGAUCCAUCCACAUCCAUCCAUCCAGGUUAGGCAUUUGUCCAAUCCACUGAUUAUAUCAAAGAAGAUCCUCUCAACCUCCUCAGGCUGAACAAGAUCCCUGUGUAAGAGGUUACCUCACUCAUCAUGCUAGAUCACGCCCAGCUGCAUUCAAUCCAACCAAACACAAAUGACUAAAUCUGAAAAGGAACUGGAAGACAUUAUCUAGAGCGGGGGUCCUCAACCCCCUGGGCCGUGGCCCACUAUCGAUCUGCAGCCUGUUCAAAACUGGGCUAUGCAAAUGGCACUUUGCCCAUAAGCACUCUCUGUUCGUGCGAGUAGAGCUUCAUGUGCAAGCACAAACUCUGCCAGCCGCUCACACCAGUGGAGCCGUGUGUGCAUGCGAGUGUGUGCAUGCCACACACACACACACGGGCUUGGCCGGGCCACCAAUCUGGAAAGGAUGGGGACCGCUGUGCUAAAGUAUGUCUUGCCUUUCCUGCCGUAACAUAUCUAAGUAAUUCUGAGCAGGUUCAUUGGACAAAGAUGUAAUAAGAAUGCAGAACUAUUCAUACUUUGCCAUUCUUAUCAUGACAGUGGAGGCCCAAAUCUGGAUUCAGUCAUAUUCACUCCAGGAUUCCUUUGCCAAUAUCAUUCCAGGCAAAUCUAUGGUGGCUUUAUUCUCCAAAUUGCCUCAGUAAAUCAAAGGCACCCCCCCUUCCCCAAGGAUAAGCAACUGUAGAGAGGCACAUGGGAGCAAUCUUGUCCAAUGCCCUAAUCAUUUCUAUACAGGUAGUUGUUGACUUAAGACAUUUAUUUAAUACCCAUUCAAAGUUAUGAUGGCACUGAAAAAAGGGACUUAUGGCCAUUUCCCACAUUACAACCACUGCAUUGUUCCCACAAUCACAUCAUCAAAAUUCAGGCACUUGGCAACUAGCUUGUGUUUAUGAUUUUUGCAGUGUUCUGGAGUCAUAUGGUCGCUGUUUGUGACCUUCCCAAGCGGCUUCUGACAUGCAAUGAGGAAGCCAGAGAACCCAAAUUGGCUUAAUGAUUCACUUAAUGACCAUGACAAUUUGCUUAACAACUGUGACAAAAUUCAUUUAAUGAUCAUUAAGCAUUGGAAGUUCUGGUCCUAACUGUGGUGAUAAGCUGAAGACUACCUAUAUUCCAAAGAUAUAUGAUGAAACUGUCUUUAAAAUCACUGGAAAAAUCCCCAAAUGCAUUCAGAAAACCCCCAGGAUCCAUCAGAUAUCUGGCUUUGUACCAUCUGAACUAGUCUCCCAUCUUCCCAGACAUAAAGAGUACCAACAAUCUAGAACUUGAUGAGAAAAUAAGUUUACUGCAGCACAAAACUGAUAUAAAAAUAUAAUCCAUCCUCAGAUUCUCUACUGUGAUCUAACACACACCUCCUUGCGUGAACUGGGAUUUAAGAUCAGCUGGGAUAAACCCAUAGUUGCAAAAGAGCCCCAAAUUCCCAAAUCCCUCUGAAUAUAGCAGUCCCAGAACAACGAAUAUGACAAGAUGUUUUGCGGGGGGGGGUUGUUUUUUAUUCAGAUAAUCUGUGCCUUUUCAGAGGAAAAAAAAUCAUUAAAUCAAGCACAUUCUUAAACUGUAAUAUGAACCAUUACUUUGGCUGUUGAGAAAAAAAAGAGAACACCCAUAGCUUUUGUAUGUGUGCUACUUAUUCCUUUGCUUCUAUUUCACUUUUCCUUUAGAACCUCAGGGCUGUAUAUACUGUAUUUCCUCUUCCCUUUUCCCCCCAUAACAACAACUCUUUGAGAUACUUGAGCUGAGAGAGAGAGAGAGACUGGCCCAAAAUCCUCCAAGGUUUUCAAUGGCUAGAGUGGACUACAACCUCGGUCUCCCCAGAUUUGUCAACAGAUAUGUCAACUCGCGACAUCACGUGAUGUCACGUGAUGUAUUGGGACUGUUUUGCCAUUGCCGGCAAUGGGGUGGGCACGGCUUCCAUGUGACACAUCCAGCCCGUGGGCCAACAGUUUGACACCCCUAGUUCAAGCUCAUUUAAUUUUGUUCUGAUAUCAGUACAUCAGAGAUCAAAGGUUUCUUAUUAACCCUACAACAUUUGAUCUGCCCAGAGAAGAGCAAUUUUAGUGGGUUAGCAGCACAGAAAAUCAUGUGCUCAUUAAUUCUGGUGGACAGAAUUCUUGGCUUUCCUUAGUUAUGUUGGCUGAACCAUAGCGCUGAAUUGUCGUGUCGAGUUUAUGCACAGCUGAUAUAAUUUCCAGUUUUGAGGGGAAGGGGGUUGUUCCCUCUUCCUGGGUAUAGAUUUAAUUAUAUUAUUGUGAUUAUAUUCCACAGCUAGUCUACGCUGAAGUGAAUAAGUUCUGCUAGGUUCAGUUUAGUUAAGUUUAGCAUGGAUCAGCACAGGGCAGAACAAUAAGAAAAUAGUUUCUUGGAUUAAAAUUGAACUUAAAGAUGGUAAUAUUUGCAUUGUUCUUAAAUAAAUGGUGUGAGAUGUUAAAGUUCAUACAUGAUUCAAAGGGAUUGUGAAGUUCAAUGAUAUUUAUAAUUCAAAGAAAACAGGGCUUGCAUUGUGUAUGUGCUGUCAAAAUGUUACAUUUCUGAUGAUUAAAUAAAGGACACAGAUGGAGAAAAUAGAUGAUAGAGAAAUAUAUCAGAGAGUGUAAAUAUUUAUAUGAGGAAGAGCACUGACUGUGACAUUGACCAAGAAGCAUUAUAUUUGAUAUUUGGGGAUCUCACUGGCAGUGAUAUUUCUUAGAAGUAUAUAUUAAUUGCUUUAAACACAAGUCACAUACUUUCUCUUUUGCCAUCAUGAAGCUACCUGACUACAAAUGAGCAAAUAAGAUCUACACAGUUGAUUUAGCCCCGGGAUUACAAGCCCAAGAAUGAACAAUUGUUUAUCAGUUGUUUAAGUGCUCCAGAUUUCCUACAAGGAACAGGCUAGCUGGCAAUAAAAGUAGGAGCUUUUUUAUUUUUUUAAUAAAGGAAAAAUCUUCAUCAUGAUCCAGUCAAAGCCGGGAAUAAACAAGAUGGCGACUGCUUUAGAAAGAAGGUUGUAAAAUCUUCAUCAAAUAGCUGAGGAAAUAAGAGGUUGGCAGAUAUAGCUAGAUAUAGCUACAUCAAUUUUGUAAUGGAAUAGGGUUGUCUUAGGGAAAACUUCUCCCAAUUACAUCUGUCUGUCCCACCAAAUCCAACAGAGAGACAAUGCUUCUGGUUCCAAUAGUUAGGGAGCUACAUUUGUUGGGCUGUAGGCAAUGAGCCUUUUCCGCUGUGACCCCAUAUUAUGGAAUAUCCUCCCCAUCUUGAAGUGAGGCUGGCUUCAUCAUUUUUGACUUUCCAAAAAUCUCUCAAGACCUGCUUGUGCCAUCAGGCCUAGGAACCCCAGGGCACUAGUGAAUUAUUGAGGUGGCUCUGUUAUUAUUUACAUCACUUCAACCAUUUUUUUUCUUUUUAGCUUGUUUUUAUAUGUUUACAACAAUAAUAACAACAAUAAUUGUUUGAUAAUUAGUAACUAAUUUUUUUAGCCUGGUUGUACACCAUCCAAAGUCACUUGCUUUGUAAAAUGGAUGGCUAUAUAAAUUAGACAAUAAAUUUGACAAUAAAUAAA